UGCGUUUAAGUAUGUGGAGUAAUUUCUCUUCAAUUGCUUGUCGAUUGACUGGAUAAGUGAGGAAUAAAAUGCAGCAAAAUAGUAACUGCGCCAUUUGCAGUUAUCCGUUGGCGCGCGGCAAUUGCAGGAUCGUGGGGAAGAAGGGAAUUAGUACACUGAUCACACAGAGCAAACGCGCGGAAGACAAAAAAUGGUUGGAUUGGGAAAAAAAAGGAAAAACUGGACUGCCAUGAGAAGUGUAGACUUUCAUACUCGGUCAGUGGAACGUAUACUCAGCAUUUUGCGUUGAAUGCACCAAAUAACAAUGUCGUAGCUGCAAG
Molecule: messenger RNA, 320 nt
Organism: Acanthoscelides obtectus
Lineage: Eukaryota; Metazoa; Arthropoda; Insecta; Coleoptera; Chrysomelidae
Source: the annotation of a GenBank genome assembly